AUGGCCAGUGCGGUAAUGACGGCCGCGAUCCUUUGGCUAACUUUGGUAACCAGUUUGUCCAAUGCCCAUAACGACGAAAUGCUCACAGCCAAGGGUGCCCAAAUGUUCGGAGCCGUUCAGCAGCUGACCAAGGAUGCCUUGAACAGUCAGCAUGCGAAAACAAUAAUCAAAAAUGCCCUGCAACAUCUAGCUAAGGAGAGGGAGGAUUCCUGUACAGAAUACAAGCAUAUCCGGACGCUGCGAGGCACGCGACAGGUCGUCAACGGAAUCCUCUACAAAUUUGUUGUGGAAAUUGAGGCCGUGCCCAGAGAUAACUGUGCGUCAGCCCCUGCAGGUCCCCUGCCAAAGCAGACCGCACGUGAGACCUAUGAGAUCACUCACCUAGAUCGUGGAUCUGCAGGUGGUGAACCACACUUCGAUUUUGAGAAAGUUGAGUUGUGA
Molecule: messenger RNA, 441 nt
Organism: Dibothriocephalus latus
Lineage: Eukaryota; Metazoa; Platyhelminthes; Cestoda; Diphyllobothriidea; Diphyllobothriidae
Source: the annotation of a GenBank genome assembly